AGACUGCGCAGUUGAAUCACCGUCUGACUGCGUUCACUUGUUAUGGAGGAUACGAGAUUUCUUUCCUUAUGACACAUGCGUGUGUUAUGAGGCAUUAGGUGAGUACGAAGAGACUUUUUGGAAUAAUAGUUCAAGGAAAGGAUCCUGGAAGUUAGAAAAAGGUUCCACUGAAGAAUGUAAUCAGUUUCGCGAACUCGUAUGGAAUCAUCCAUGUGAGCGUAAAAUGAAAGAUGCCGACCUUGGCACCCGUGACGUGAUUGGAAAGGCAACAUGCGAUUCGGCUCUCAACGAAGUCUGUCUGCGGCACGUCUCCUGUCGACAGUUGGAAGUUUCGGCGAAUGAGAUCUCGCGGUCAGGUCAAUUUUCAUCAGCUGGUGCCAGUCGUAGUCAGCAGAGUCAGGCUCAGGCUGUGGCACCAACCAGAGCACCGCCACCACGGCCCGCAACUACUAGGCAACCAAUUGCUACGACUACUACCGCCCUGACAACUAGGAAACCACCCAGGACGGAAAGUAUGCGAACGACUCCUCGUCCAGUGACCACGUCAUGGGAUCGAGGACGACAUCAGCAACAACAGAGCUAUGCCAGGACCACUACUGCUAUGCCCAGCUGGCAGCAAACGACACCUGCAGUGGCUGUCUAUCAUUCGAAUCAACAACGACAUGUCGUUCCACAAACACAGGGUAUGCUAUUUUUCAAACUUCAUUGA
Messenger RNA from Ostertagia ostertagi, 709 nucleotides. Lineage: Eukaryota; Metazoa; Nematoda; Chromadorea; Rhabditida; Trichostrongylidae. The record is from the annotation of a GenBank genome assembly.